Molecule: messenger RNA, 11931 nt
Organism: Populus trichocarpa (black cottonwood)
Lineage: Eukaryota; Viridiplantae; Streptophyta; Magnoliopsida; Malpighiales; Salicaceae
Product: protein SPIRRIG
Exons: 19
Coding region: 586-11388 (3600 amino acids)
Molecular function (GO): protein binding
Source: RefSeq, a predicted model, not a curated record
ACGAAGAACGGGAAAGAAAGACGGAAAGAGAGAGAUAUAGAGCGAGAAACAAGGCGCGGAGCGGCAACACCACAGCAGUAGAGAGAGAAUUUCUUGAUAAUAAUAAUUAAUAAUUAUCAUAAAUUAAUCAUCAUUUUGUUAUACUUUCCUUUCUCCUCUCUUUUCUUUCUCAUAAUUAUAGCCGAAGUCGCGUUUUCCUUUUUUUUAGGGCUGAAAAAUUUCACAUCUCCCUAAAAAAAAUCAAAAUUAAGUAAAAACAGCGAGACAAGGAAAGAAAAAAAAUAACACGAAAGGAGAAAUUAAAGCCGCCAGAUCUUGCUGCCCAUAAAUCCCGACUCCUCAUCACUUUCGAACAUUUCUUUUCUCAAUCGAUUCAAUUGUCUAAUAUUAUUUCUUUGUUAAUCUUGAGCAAGGGAAGGGAAGGAGAGAGAUCCUUGCAGAUAUUUAUGAGUACUAGUGUUGUAAUAAUAUAGAAGGAGGAGUUGGAUCUGGUGAAACGGAAUUUGAAAUCGUCGUCCGUCGUCGUAGUCUUCGUCGUCGUCGGAUGAGAGGGAAUCAUAGAAGGGAAUUGAAAGAGAAUAAACGAUGAAAUGGGUAACAUUGCUUAAGGACAUAAAAGAGAAGGUCGGUUUAACUCAAUCUCCUUCGCCUUCUAGUUCACCAGCUACUACUGCUUCUCCUCCUCCUUCUUCAUCGCCUGCUAAUUCACACAAUGCUUCCUCUUCUACCACUUUUCAUGACUUCCCUUCAUCUCCUUCCAGAGAUCGACAUGAAUUGGAAUUGGACUUCAAGAGAUUUUGGGAGGAGUUCCGCUCAUCCAGUUCCGAAAAGGAGAAAGAAAUGGCCUUGAAUUGGACUAUAGAUGCUUUUUGUAGAUUAGUGAAGCAGCACGCUAAUGUAGCUCAAUUAGUUACCAUGUUAGUUGAAACACAUAUAUUCUCUUUUGUUGUGGGAAGAGCAUUUGUAACCGAUAUUGAUAAAUUAAAAAUCGGCAGCAAAACAAGAUCUUUGGAUGUAGAGAAAGUGUUGAGAUUUUUCUCUGAAGUUACAAAGGAUGGCAUCGGUCCCGGUUCAAAUUUGUUAACUGCUGUUGAAGCUCUUGUAUCCGGGCCUAUUGAUAAACAAUCUCUCCUUGAUUCUGGAAUAUUAUGCUGUCUCAUUCACAUUCUCAGUGCCCUUCUGAGCACUGAAACCAAUCUAAGGCAAAAGCUUACAAACUCCGAAGGAUCAUUGCCAUCUGAAAAAGAUCAAGAUGGUGCUUUAGGGCAAGUUCGCCGGCUUGAGGUGGAAGGAAGUGUAGUGCAUAUUAUGAAAGCAUUGGCAAACCAUCCUUCAGCAGCACAAAGCUUGAUUGAAGACAAUUCACUUCAGUUGCUGUUUCAGAUGGUUGCUAAUGGGUCUUUAACAAUAUUUUCUCGCUAUAAAGAAGGUCUUGUUCCACUGCACAGCAUACAACUUCAUCGGCAUGCAAUGCAGAUACUUGGUCUUCUUUUGGUCAACGACAAUGGAAGCACUGCAAGAUAUAUACGCAAACACCAUCUGAUAAAAGUUCUUUUAAUGGCAGUUAAAGAUUUCAAUCCAGACUCUGGUGAUUCUGCCUACACCAUGAGCAUUGUGGACUUGUUACUUGAAUGUGUGGAAUUGUCAUACAGACAGGAAGCUGGUGGUGUCAGGCUCAGGGAAGAUAUACAUAAUGCCCAUGGUUACCAGUUCCUUGUGCAGUUUGCAUUGGUUCUGUCCUCUGCACCACAAAAUCAGGACUCUCAGUCUGUUUAUUCCAAGACUUCUCCUGCCUUUGAUGGCACAGAAGAUGGUUCUCAUGCAAUGAAUGAUGAACAGAGACAGGAAUUAACAGAAAAAGAAGACCCCUCAUCAGCUCAAUUAUCACCUGCAUUGUCUAGGUUGCUUGAUGUUCUUGUCAAUCUAUCUCAAACUGGUCCUGCUGAAUCUACAGCAUGGUCUGCAGGAAAAAGUUCCAAAUCUUCUCACACUCGACCCAGCAGAAGUCGCACGUCAUCUUUAGAUCGAGUUGCUGAUGAAAAUUGGGAGAAAGACAACAGUAAAGUUAAAGACCUUGAAGCAGUCCAGAUGUUGCAAGACAUUUUGCUAAAGGCAGACAGUACAGUACUUCAGGCAGAAGUAUUAAAUAGAAUGUUUAAGAUAUUCUCAAGUCAUCUUGAAAACUAUAAGUUGUGUCAACAAUUACGGACCGUUCCACUUUUCAUCCUAAAUAUGGCUGGUUUCCCACCAUCAUUGCAAGAGAUAAUCUUGAAAAUUCUAGAAUACGCUGUGACUGUUGUGAAUUGUGUUCCUGAGCAAGAGUUGCUAUCUCUUUGUUGCUUAUUGCAGCAACCGAUAGCAUCAGAGCUGAAGCACACCAUACUCUCUUUCUUUGUGAAACUUUUGUCAUUUGAUCAACAGUACAAGAAAGUCCUGCGAGAAGUUGGUGUGCUGGAAGUUCUGUUAGAUGAUCUGAAGCAGAACAAGUUUCUUUUGGGCCCAGAACAACAAACUGUUAGCCCUAAUCAGUCAGACAAAAAAUCUAGUUCUAGUUUCAAGAAACACUUGGACACUAAAGAUACUAUUCUUUCUUCACCCAAGCUAAUGGAAUCUGGUGGCUCAGGGAAAUUUCCUAUUUUUGAAAUUGAGGGUACAAUAUCUGUUGCAUGGGAUUGUAUGGUCUCUUUAGUGAAGAAAGCUGAAGCUAGUCAAGCAUUGUUCCGGUCAGCUAAUGGUGUGACCAUUGUUCUUCCUUUUAUUGUGUCCAAUGUUCAUCGUCCUGGGGUUCUCCGGAUAUUGUCAUGUUUGAUCACUGAAGAUAUUGCACAGACUCAUCAUGAAGAACUAGGUGUACUUGUUGAGGUUCUCAAAAGUGGAAUGGUUACAAGCAGUGCUGGACAUCAGUAUAGGCUUCGAAGUGAUGCAAAAUGUGACACAAUGGGUGCCUUGUGGCGCAUAUUGAGAGUUAAUACUUCAGCUCAGAGGGUCUUUGGUGAAGCCACUGGCUUUUCUCUUAUGCUGACAACACUCCAUAGUUUCCAAGGUGAUGGGGAACAGACAGAAGAAUCUUCUUUAGAGGUUUCCAUGAAGUUGUUCACAUACUUACUGCGCCUGAUGACAGCUGGAGUGUGUGAUAAUGCUAUUAACAGGAUAAAAUUGCAUACUAUUAUGUCAUCCCACACUUUCUAUGAGCUUCUAUCUGAAUCUGGCUUGGUUUGUGUGGAAUGUGAAAAGCAAGUUAUACAGCUGUUGUUGGAGCUUGCUCUUGAAAUUGUGCUUCCACCAUUCUUGUCAGCAGAUAGUGAUGUGCCAACUAAUAUGAUGGAAUCUGGGUCAGCUUGUUUUCUUCUUACUACCCCAUCAGGCCUGUUAAAUCCUGAUAAGGAACGAGUGUACAAUGCUGCGGCUGUUAGAGUUCUGAUCCGCUCGCUGUUGCUCUUCACUCCCAAAGUGCAGUUAGAAGUACUGAAUCUUAUAGAAAGGCUUGCUCGUGCUGGCCCCUUUAAUCAGGAAAAUCUCACCUCAGUAGGCUGCGUGGAACUUCUAUUGGAGACAAUCCACCCCUUCCUAUCAGGCUCAUCUACGUUACUUCUGUACAUGUUGAAGAUUGUGGAAGUUCUUGGUGCAUAUAGGCUAUCUGCAUCAGAACUCAGACUGCUUAUUAGAUAUAUACUGCAAACGAGGCUUAUGAAUUCAGGCCAUAUUCUUGUUGAUAUGAUGGAGAGGUUGAUUCUCAUGGAAGAUAUGGCCUCAGAAAAUGUUUCUCUGGCACCGUUUGUUGAGAUGGAUAUGAGUAAAAUUGGCCAUGCUGCUGUUCAGGUGUCUCUGGGAGAAAGAUCCUGGCCUCCUUCUGCGGGUUAUUCAUUUGUUUGUUGGUUCCAGUUUAAACAUUUCUUGAGAUCACAAGCAAAGGAAACAGAGCCGUCCAAAGCUGGCCCUUCAAAAAGGCGGAGUAGUUCAAAUGGGCAGCAAAAUGAACAGAAUAUUCUCCGUAUACUUUCUGUUGGUACGGCUAGCAAUGAAAACACAUUUUAUGCAGAACUUUAUCUUCAAGAGGAUGGUGUUCUAACCCUUGCUACUAGCAACUCUAGUGCCUUGUCUUUUUCUGGAUUAGAAUUGGAAGAAGGCAGAUGGCAUCACCUUGCAGUUGUUCAUAGCAAACCAAAUGCUCUUGCUGGACUAUUUCAAGCUAGUGUUGCAAAUGUGUAUCUCAAUGGAAAGCUAAAACACACAGGGAAACUAGGAUAUUCACCAUCUCCGGCUGGAAAACCUUUGCAGGUCACCAUUGGGACACCAGUUAAUUGUGCAAGGGUUAGUGAGUUGACAUGGAAACUUCGUUCUUGCUACCUUUUUGAGGAGGUGCUUACAUCAGGGUGUAUUUGUUUCAUGUACAUUCUUGGCAGAGGAUACAGAGGGCUCUUCCAAGACUCGAACCUUCUACGUUUUGUCCCCAACCAGGCUUGUGGUGGUGGUAGCAUGGCCAUCUUGGAUUCAUUAGAUGCUGAAUUGCCUUUGGCAACACAGAAGCUCGAGAGUGCUAGCAAGCAGGGGGAUUCUAAAGCAGAUGGUAGUGGGAUUGUUUGGGAUUUGGAGAGAUUAGGAAACCUCUCAUUGCAGCUUUCUGGAAAGAAACUUAUUUUUGCAUUUGAUGGAACAUGUACUGAAUCUGUUCGAGCAUCUGGCAUAUUCUCAUUGCUCAAUCUGGUUGAUCCUAUGUCAGCUGCUGCCUCUCCUAUCGGGGGUAUACCACGAUUUGGACGCCUUCAUGGAGAUAUCUAUGUUUGUAAGCAAUCUGUAAUUGGUGAUGCAAUCCGCCCUGUAGGUGGUAUGGCUGUUGUCCUGGCCCUUGUUGAAGCUGCUGAAACCAGGGAUAUGCUUCACAUGGCUUUGACAUUACUUGCCUGUGCUCUUCAUCAGAAUCCCCAAAAUGUGAAAGAUAUGAAAAAAUAUAGGGGAUACCAUUUGCUAGCUCUGUUUCUGCGUCGUAGAAUGUCAUUAUUUGACAUGCAAUCUCUUGAGAUAUUUUUUCAAAUUGCUGCAUGUGAAGCUUCAUUUUCUGAACCAAAGAAGUUGGAACGCAGGCAAGCUACUCUAUCACCUGCUGCCACUUUGCAGGACACCAGCUUCGAGGAACUCAGCUUGUCAAAAUUUCGUGAUGAAAUUUCUUCGGUUGGAUCUCAUGGGGACAUGGAUGAUUUUUCUGCACAAAAAGAUUCAUUUAGCCAUAUUUCUGAACUAGACAAUUCUGAUAUGCUAGUUGAAACUUCAAAUUGUAUCGUCUUGUCAAAUGCCGAUAUGGUUGAGCAUGUCUUGUUGGACUGGACAUUGUGGGUGACUGCCCCAGUUUCAAUCCAAAUUCAACUUCUAGGAUUUCUGGAGCAUUUGGUUUCCAUGCAUUGGUACAGGAAUCAUAACCUUACCGUUCUGCGUCGAAUAAACCUUGUUCAGCAUUUGCUAGUGACUUUGCAGCGUGGUGAUGUUGAAGUUCCUGUUUUGGAGAAAUUAGUGGUGUUGCUUGGGGUCAUUUUGGAAGAUGGGUUUCUGGCUUCUGAACUAGAGAAUGUGGUGAGGUUUGUGAUUAUGACAUUUGACCCACCUGAACUGAAACCAAGGCAUCAAAUAGCUCGAGAAUCAAUGGGUAAGCAUGUAAUUGUAAGGAAUAUGCUCCUAGAGAUGCUUAUUGAUCUACAAGUAACCAUCAAAUCAGACGAGUUACUUGAGCAGUGGCAUAAGAUUGUGUCAUCAAAACUGGUAACAUAUUUUCUUGAUGAAGCUGCCCAUCCUACAAGCAUGAGAUGGAUCAUGACUCUUCUUGGUGUGUCUCUCACUUCUUCUCCCACUUUUGCUCUUAAAUUUCGCACCAGUGGUGGUUAUCAGGGUCUUAUGCGGGUGCUUCCUAGUUUUUAUGAUUCUCCUGAUAUAUAUUAUAUUUUGUUCUGUCUGAUAUUUGGAAAGCCCGUGUACCCAAGACUACCAGAAGUGCGCAUGCUAGAUUUUCAUGCCCUUAUGCCAAGUGAUGGAAGCUAUGUGGAGUUGAAAUAUGUGGAGCUAUUGGAAUCAGUGAUUGUGAUGGCAAAAUCUACUUUUGAUAGGUUAAGCAUGCAGUCCGUGCUUGCUCAUCAAACUGGUAAUCUUUCCCAGAUUGGUGCUAGCCUUGUCGCAGAGCUUGUGGAAGGAAAUGCAGACAUGACAGGAGAGCUUCAAGGUGAAGCUUUGAUGCAUAAGACAUAUGCAGCGCGCUUAAUGGGUGGUGAGGCAUCAGCUCCUGCUGCUGCAACCGCAGUUCUGAGAUUUAUGGUUGAUCUCGCAAAGAUGUCUCCUCCCUUUUCAGCUGCUUGCAGAAGGCCUGAGUUUCUUGAAAGCUGCAUCGACCUUUAUUUUUCUUGCACCAGAGCAGCUUAUGCAGUGAAGAUGGUGAAAGCACUUUCUGAGAAGACAGAAGAAAAGGAGUUGAAUGAUGGUGAUGAUACCAGCAGUUCUCAGAAUACUUUCUCUAGCUUACCGCUUGAACAAGAACAAUCUGCAAAGACCUCCAUUAGUGCUGGAAGCUUUCCUCAAGGGCAUGCAAGUACAAGUUCUGAAGAUAUGCUUGUGUCCCUAAAUGAUGUGGCUGAUGUUAAAGCAGAGAUUGCCAUCUCUAAUUCCCACGAGGAAUUGAAAAAAUCAGCCCAAGGUGUCCCAGCUGUUCAGAACUUUGUUGGGGAUAAUGUUGUUCAGAAUUCUGCCAUCUCCAGCUCAAAUGAAUUCAAUAUCCGUAAUGUUGAUGGCAAUAUGGAUUCCUUUCGACAGGCAGAUUCCCUGAGUUCAGCAUCUCUCAACAUACCAGAUUCUCCUAUUAUAUCCGAGAAGUCGAGCACAAGAAUCCCCCUCACACCACCAUCAUCACCGGCCCUUGCAUUGUCAUCUUGGCUUGGCAGCGCGUCCCACAAAGAAUCCAAAGCUUCAUUACAAGCCACUCCUUCCAUGGAGUCUUCUGUGUCUGGUAGUGAAUUUGAUCCAUCGGCGGACUUGAAGGCUUGUUCCCCAGGGCCAUCUGCUGCAAACUCAUUUUUUGCAGUUAGCCCGAAGCUUCUCCUUGAAAUGGAUGAUUCUGGCUAUGGGGGAGGACCGUGUUCUGCAGGAGCGAAUGCUGUGUUAGAUUUCAUGGCAGAAGUUCUUUCUGAUUUUAUCACUGAGCAGAUUAAAGCAGCACAGGUUAUAGAGGGCAUCUUGGAAACAGUACCUUUAUAUGUUGAUGCUGAAUCUGUAUUGGUUUUUCAGGGUUUGUGCCUUAGCAGGUUGAUGAACUUUGUGGAAAGGCGUCUUUUGCGUGAUGAUGAGGAAGAUGAGAAAAAGCUAGACAAAAGUCGAUGGACCUCAAACCUGGAUGCUUUAUGUUGGAUGAUAGUAGAUCGUGUUUAUAUGGGCUCCUUUCCUCAACCUGCUGGUGUGUUGAAAACUCUGGAGUUCUUGUUGUCAAUGUUACAGCUGGCAAAUAAAGAUGGUCGCAUUGAAGAAGCAGCUCCUGCAGGAAAGAGUCUUUUAUCUAUCACAAGAGGAAGCAGGCAACUUGAUACUUUUAUAAAUUCACUCCUUAAGAACACAAAUCGUAUGAUAAUGUACUGUUUUUUGCCACCAUUUUUGGUCACCAUAGGAGAGGAUGAUCUUCUUUCAUGCUUAGGUUUGUUUAUUGAGCCCAAGAAAAGAUUACCAUCCAAUUCUUCACAAGAUGAUUCAGGAAUUGAUAUCUGCACAGUUUUGCAGUUGCUAGUUGCUCACAAGCGCAUUAUUUUCUGUCCCAGCAAUGUUGAUACUGAUCUGAAUUGCUGUCUUUGUGUAAAUCUAAUAUCUCUUCUCCAUGAUCAAAGGCAAAACGUUCAGAACAUGGCAGUCGAUAUUGUCAAGUAUCUGCUGGUGCACCGCAGGGCUGCGCUGGAAGACUUGCUUGUUUCUAAACCAAAUCAAGGGCAGCACAUAGAUGUACUACAUGGUGGCUUCGACAAAUUAUUGACUGGAAGUUUGUCUACUUUCUUUGAGUGGUUUCAGAGUUCUGAACUGAUGGUCAACAAAGUAUUGGAGCAGUGUGCAGCCAUUAUGUGGGUUCAGUGUAUUGCUGGAUCGGCAAAAUUUCCAGGAGUGAGAAUUAAAGGUUUGGAGGUUCGUCGUAGGAGGGAAAUGGGUAGAAGAUCACGGGAUAUUUUGAAGUUGGACCAAAAACAUUGGGAACAGGUAAAUGAACGAAGAUAUGCAUUGGACAUGCUUCGUGAUGCAAUGUCUACUGAGUUAAGAGUUGUCCGCCAAGAUAAGUAUGGAUGGGUUCUCCAUGCUGAAAGUGAGUGGCAAACCCUUCUUCAACAACUUGUACAUGAGCGUGGGAUAUUCCCACUGCAGAAAUCCUCGGCAACUGAAGAUCCUGAAUGGCAGCUUUGUCCCAUUGAAGGACCAUACAGGAUGCGCAAAAAGCUUGAGCGCUGCAAAUUGAGGAUCGACACUGUUCAAAAUGUUCUUGAUGGACAGUUUGAGUUAGGAGAAGCAGAGCUGUUGAAGGGAAAAUAUGAGGAUGGCCCAGAUGCUUCUGAUACUGACACUGAAUUGUUUUUUCAUCUUUUAACUGAUGGCGCCAAACAAAAUGGUGUGGAUGGUGAUAUGUAUGGUGAAUUUCUUAAAGAAUCAGAUGAUGUGAAAGGUACAGCUUCUGUUAGAAGUGGAUGGAAUGAUGACCGAGCUAGUGACAUGAAUGAAGCAAGUCUUCACUCAGCACUUGAAUUUGGUGUCAAGUCUAGUACCGUGUCUGUCCCAAUGUCAGAGAGCAUGCAUGAAAAAUCAGACGUUGGAACUCCAAUGCAAUCAUCGUCUAAUAAAGCAGAUGGAAUCAUUGUCACUGAAGAUAAAUCAGAUAAAGAACUGAAUGAUAAUGGUGAAUAUCUGAUCCGACCAUAUUUGGAACCUCAAGAAAAGAUACGAUUCAAAUAUAACUGUGAGCGAGUUGUGGGUUUGGACAAGCAUGAUGGUAUAUUUUUGAUAGGGGAGCUUUCUUUAUACAUAAUCGAGAAUUUUUACGUUGAUGAUUCUGGGUGUAUUUGUGAAAAAGAAUGCGAGGAUGAACUCUCUGUUAUUGAUCAGGCUUUGGGUGUAAAGAAGGAUGUUACUGGCAGUGCUGAUUUCCAAUCCAAGUCAACUUCAUCCUGGAUCACAACAGUAAAGGCAUGUGUUGGUGGAAGGGCAUGGGCCUAUAAUGGUGGUGCAUGGGGCAAGGAGAAAGUGUGUACUAGUGGUAAUUUACCCCAUCCCUGGCAUAUGUGGAAGCUCAACAGUGUUCAUGAGAUUCUGAAACGUGAUUACCAGCUCCGACCUGUUGCUGUUGAGAUAUUCAGCAUGGAUGGAUGCAAUGAUCUCCUCGUGUUCCACAAAAAGGAGAGAGAAGAAGUAUUCAAAAAUCUGGUUGCCAUGAAUCUUCCAAGAAAUAGCAUGUUGGAUACUACAAUUUCUGGAUCAGUAAAACAAGAAAGUAACGAGGGCAGUCGCUUAUUUAAGAUAAUGGCUAAAUCCUUCUCUAAAAGGUGGCAAAAUGGAGAAAUUAGCAAUUUCCAAUAUCUCAUGCAUCUCAACACCUUGGCCGGUAGAGGAUACAGUGAUCUGACCCAAUAUCCAGUAUUUCCAUGGGUUCUCGCUGAUUAUGAGAGUGAAAAUCUGGAUUUGUCCAAUCCUAAAUCCUUUCGUAAGCUCGAGAAGCCAAUGGGUUGUCAAACACAAGAGGGAGAAGAUGAAUUUAAGAAACGAUAUGAGACCUGGGAUGAUCCAGAGGUUCCAAAAUUUCAUUAUGGUUCUCACUAUUCUAGUGCCGGAAUUGUCCUCUUCUACCUUUUACGCCUUCCACCAUUCAGUGUAGAGAAUCAGAAGCUGCAGGGUGGCCAAUUUGAUCAUGCUGAUCGUCUUUUCAACAGUAUUCGAGAUACUUGGUCAAGUGCAGCAGGGAAGGGAAAUACAUCUGAUGUCAAGGAAUUGAUUCCAGAAUUCUUCUACAUGCCAGAAUUUCUGGAGAACAUGUUCAAUCUUGAUCUGGGAGAGAAACAAUCAGGAGAGAAGGUUAGUGAUGUCCUCUUACCCCCAUGGGCGAAAGGCAGUGCUAGAGAUUUCAUUAGGAAGCAUAGAGAAGCACUGGAAUCUGAUUUUGUUUCAGAAAAUCUUCAUCAUUGGAUAGAUCUCAUUUUUGGAUAUAAACAGAGAGGGAAGGCAGCUGAAGAAGCUGUUAAUGUUUUCUAUCAUUACACAUACGAGGGGAGUGUGGACAUAGACUCGGUAACAGAUCCUUCAAUGAAAGCCUCCAUUCUAGCACAAAUCAAUCACUUUGGGCAGACACCCAAGCAGCUAUUCCUCAAACCCCAUGUGAAAAGACGUUCCAAUAGAAGGAUUCAUCACCCACUCAAGUAUUCAUCCCAUCUCACUCCACAUGAAAUACGCAAGAGCUCAUCUGCCAUAACCCAGAUUGUUACUGUUCACGAGAAAAUUCUUGUGGCGGGCACAAAUAGUUUGCUCAAGCCUACAACAUAUACCAAAUAUGUUGCUUGGGGUUUCCCAGAUCGUAGUUUGAGAUUUAUGAGCUAUGAUCAAGAUAGACUCCUCUCAACUCAUGAGAAUCUUCACGGGGGCAGCCAGAUUCAGUGUGCUGGUGCUAGUCAUGAUGGUCAAAUUUUGGUUACAGGAGCUGAUGAUGGGUUACUCUGUGUUUGGAGAAUCAGCAAGGAUGGCCCCCGUGCGCUGCGGCAUCUGCAGUUGGAGAAUGCACUUUGUGGUCACACGGCCAAAAUCACAUGCCUUCAUGUUAGCCAGCCUUACAUGCUGAUUGUGAGUGGCUCUGAUGACUGCACAGUUAUUUUAUGGGACCUCAGCUCCUUGGUUUUUGUUAGGCAACUGCCAGAGUUUCCUGUGCCAAUUUCAGCAAUUUAUGUGAAUGACUUGACUGGAGAGAUUGUGACAGCAGCUGGAAUUCUGCUUGCUGUCUGGAGCAUCAAUGGGGACUGCCUUGCAGUGAUUAACACAUCCCAACUGCCAUCUGAUUCUAUUCUCUCAGUGACGAGCUGUACGUUUUCCGAUUGGCUGGACACAAACUGGUAUGUGACUGGCCACCAGAGUGGGGCAGUUAAGGUGUGGCACAUGGUUCACUGCUCCAACCAAGAGAGUGCCUUAAGCAAAUCUACCAGCAAUUUGACGGGUGGGCUAAAUUUAGGUGAUAAGGUACCGGAGUACAGGUUACUUCUCCACAAGGUACUCAAGUUUCACAAACAUCCAGUUACUUCCCUUCAUCUCACGAGCGACCUGAAGCAGUUACUCAGUGGGGAUUCUGGUGGGCAUUUGCUCUCAUGGACACUACCAGAUGAGAGCUUGCUGACUUCAUCUAAUCGGGGGUGAGAAGUGGAAAAACUGAUUUAAGCGUGAUUGUUUCAGCUCGUGGCAGCUAUUUAUUAUUUAUUGAAAUCCUAUGCGGGUUUUGUCUACUACCACGGCAAAGGAAGUAAAGGAUUCUAUGUUCGUAAUACAUUGAGAAGGGAGAACAAGGCAGCAGGGCUGGCCUGGGAUUGAAAGAGGACAGGCCAAAAAGAAGAAGAAAUCUUUUAUAGAUGACUGAUUAAUGUCGAGUUCCUGGCAAGCAUGAAGACCGUCGUGCCAGGCUUCUUAUUGAAAAGGGAAAGUGGAGUCUUGCUUCUUGUUGUACUCUGGGUUCUUGGCGAGGACAUUUUUGGUUUUGCACGUGAACAGAGUCAUUAGGUGGUUUGUUCAAUGUACAUAGUUGGAAUUACCAACAGUGUGUUAUGAAGUUGUAUAGAGAAAAGGUGUGCAAGGAAUGGAGAGGUGUGAAACCACCUGGCCAAGUUAAUUGGGCUAUUGUAUUCUUCGACUUAAUUUUUUUUGCACAGUGCAACGGGGCACACACUGCCCAUUUCUUGUUGAGAA